Microcebus murinus (gray mouse lemur) is the source of this 2069-nucleotide messenger RNA. It is a transcript of the gene GRWD1, whose product is annotated as glutamate rich WD repeat containing 1. Gene Ontology annotation, molecular function: protein binding. The record is from RefSeq and is a predicted model, not a curated record. Gene Ontology annotation, biological process: ribosome biogenesis. Gene Ontology annotation, cellular component: nucleolus. Lineage: Eukaryota; Metazoa; Chordata; Mammalia; Primates; Cheirogaleidae.
AAUACCCAGCUGACGUCGUUACUUUAGUUCUCUUUUCCUCUCCUUCCACCCCCCUAAUUGGUGGGCCGAGGAGGUUUCCAAGGUAACCGCGCAGUGGGACGAAUUUAUUAGGUGGAAAGCUAAACCCGGAAGUGACGCUAUUACAUUGCGCCAGCGGUGAGAAGAUGGCGGCGCGCAAGGGUCGGCGGCGCACGUGUGAAACCGGGGAACCCAUGGAGGCCGAGUCUGGUGACACAGGUCCGAAGGGCUCAGCCCAGGUCUACCUGCCCGGUCGAGGACCGCCGCUGCGCGAAGGGGAGGAGCUGGUCAUGGACGAGGAGGCCUAUGUGCUGUACCACCGAGCGCAGACUGGCGCCCCUUGUCUUAGCUUUGACAUAGUCCGAGAUCACCUGGGAGACAACCGGACAGAGCUUCCUCUUACACUUUACCUAUGUGCUGGGACCCAGGCUGAGAGUGCCCAGAGCAACAGAUUGAUGAUGCUUCGGAUGCACAAUCUGCAUGGCACAAAGCCCCCACCCUCAGAGGGCAGUGAUGAAGAGGAGGAGGAAGAAGAUGAAGAGGAUGAAGAAGAGCGAAAGCCUCAGCUGGAGCUGGCCAUGGUGCCCCACUAUGGUGGCAUCAACCGAGUUCGGGUGUCAUGGCUGGGCGAGGAGCCGGUGGCUGCAAUAUGGUCAGAGAAGGGCCAGGUGGAGGUGUUUGCGCUGCGGCGGCUCCUACAGGUGGUAGAUGACCCCCAGGCCCUGGCAACCUUCCUCCGGGACGAGCAGGCUCGAGUGAAGCCCAUCUUCUCCUUCGCUGGCCACAUGGGCGAGGGCUUCGCCCUUGACUGGUCCUCUCGUGUGCCUGGUCGCCUGCUCACUGGUGACUGUCAAAAGAACAUCCAUCUCUGGACACCUACAGACGGUGGCUCCUGGCACGUGGACCAGCGGCCAUUUGUGGGCCAUAUGAGCUCCGUGGAGGACCUGCAGUGGUCACCGACUGAGGACACAGUGUUCGCCUCCUGCUCAGCGGACGCCUCCAUUCGCAUCUGGGACAUCCGAGCAGCCCCCAGCAAGGCCUGUAUGCUCACCACGGCCACCGCCCAUGAUGGAGAUGUCAACGUCAUCAGCUGGAGCCGCCGGGAGCCCUUCCUGCUCAGUGGCGGGGAUGACGGGGCCCUUAAGGUCUGGGACCUUCGGCAGUUCAAGUCUGGCUCUCCUGUGGCUACCUUCAAGCAGCACGUGGCCCCUGUGACCUCGGUCGAGUGGCACCCCCAGGACAGCGGGGUCUUCGCAGCCUCAGGUGCAGACAACCAGAUCACGCAGUGGGACCUGGCAGUGGAGCGGGACCCCGAGGCCGGCGACGCGGAGGCCGAGCCCGGGCUGGCCGACCUCCCCCAGCAGCUGCUGUUCGUGCACCAGGGCGAGACGGACCUGAAGGAGCUGCACUGGCACCCGCAGUGCCCCGGGCUCCUGGUCAGCACGGCGCUGUCGGGCUUCACCGUCUUCCGCACCAUCAGCGUCUGAGAGGCCCGCGCUCUGGCUCCGCUCCCACCUUCCACUUGGGGACUGAGGUUGAAGUCGGUGUCCCUGGAAGGGGUUCGUUCAGGUCUGUUGAGUGCCCCGCCCAAAAAGAAGGGUGUGGUGUGGACCGUCGUCUGCCGUGACAGAUUCUGUUCCAUGGACUGUUCUCUAAAAGCACCGGCUUUGGUCCAGUGACCCUGCUUGCCAAAGGACUCGUUUGACCGCAGCUCUGUGAACCCACUGCCACUCGGAGACUCGGCACAGCCCCCGACAGAGGAUACGGGUGGCCUGUGUGUAGGUGGAGUUUUGUCCACUGUGACACCUGGCUUGACCCUUUGGCCACCUGCUCCAGGACCCAGUUUCAGAUUCAGGAUCCCCAGGGCUUGGCAGUGGCUGGAUCACAUUUGAGGAGUGGCUUCCUCAGACAUGAUGUGGUUCCGCCCCUUGUCUUCGUGCCUGCCGGCUUUGGCUGGCAUUUCCCAGUGGGGACUGUGUGGGCCCGGCCCCUCCCCCGGGGACUCCGGCGGGGCUCCUGAGGGGCAAUAAAAGACCGGAAUGAGGCUGGAA